Sinocyclocheilus anshuiensis is the source of this 1916-nucleotide messenger RNA. RefSeq names its product calcium homeostasis endoplasmic reticulum protein-like. The record is from RefSeq and is a predicted model, not a curated record. Lineage: Eukaryota; Metazoa; Chordata; Actinopteri; Cypriniformes; Cyprinidae. The transcript is spliced from 9 exons. Gene Ontology annotation, biological process: intracellular calcium ion homeostasis. The coding region runs from base 4 to 1542 and encodes 512 amino acids. Gene Ontology annotation, cellular component: perinuclear region of cytoplasm.
CUGAUGCCUCCAUUGGCUGGUUGGUUUGCUCCACAGCACAGCAUGCCGGUGUGGAACCCGCAACAACCUCCACCAUUCGACCCGUCUCAAGCCCCGGCGCCCUGGCCGCCCUGGAACAGCUACAAGGGCAUGUGGAACGAGCAGCGGUACCCCAACUGGAGUGGCCCUUGGGACGGGGGCCCCGCAAGCCCCUGGAGCGGUCAGUUUGACCAGCCGCCGUGGAGCAGCCAGCCGGAUCAGCCGCCGCCAUGGGGCCAGAGGGAGUCUCCCUUCCGCAUGCAGCAUCCGCCGUUCAACCAGCCGCCGCCACCACACAACUUCGGACACUUUCCGCCGUGCUUCAUGCAGCACGAGUUUCCUCCGCGGCGUCAUUUAGAACGGCUGCCAUAUCCACCGCACCGAUUCGACUACCCACAGGGAGACUUCCCAGGAGAGAUCAGUCCACCCCCUGAUCACCACCCAAACCAAAGGAUUCCUCCUCCUGGGAUAUCUGAUCCUCCUCCGUGGGGCGGGAACCAGCAUCCUGAUUUGGGGCCGCCUCCUCACGACUUUAACUGUCAGGCACCACACAAGCGGCGGCAGACCCCAUCUCACGUCAGUCAGGACGACUCCAGCCUGGUGCCCAAUGUGCCCUACUUUGACCUUCCCGCAGGACUCAUGGCGCCGCUUGUGAAGCUUGAAGAUCAUGAUUAUAAGCCUCUGGACCCAAAAGACAUCCGUCCACUGCCCACAAAGCCUCCCAGUGACCGUCUGCUGGCUGCAGUGGAGGCGUUUUACAUCCUGCCGUCCCACGACAGACCCAGAAACAGUGAGGGUUGGGAACAGGGCGGUCUGUAUGAGUUCCACCGGGCCAAAAUGAGAGAGAGGCGGAAAAAGGAACAGGACAAACACAACAGCACCCAAGGGAGUCCUUCACGCAGUCGGACGUGCAGCCGGGAACGAUCCACGUCACGCUCCAGCUCCAGAUCUUCCAGAUCCUCUCGCUCCAGAUCCAGAUCCAGAUCCCGCUCUCGUUCUCGCUCCUACUCCAGAUCCCGCUCUCGUUCUCGCUCCUACUCCAGAUCUCGCUCUCGGUAUCCCAGAAAAAUAUCUGCUUUGACAUUGUUGUUGAACACAUUUUUGACUCUCUCCCGGAGGAGCAGGAGUCACUCCAGAUCCAGGUCCCAAAGUCGCUCCCGCUCCAGAUCUCGCUCCAGAUCACGAUCUCCAGACAAGCGUUGUGACGCUGCAAAAUCACGCAGUCCGACCCCACCGAGCAGGAGUCACUCCAGAUCCAGGUCCCGAAGUCGCUCCCGCUCCAGAUCACGAUCUUCAGACAAGCGUCGUGACGCUGCAAAAUCACGCAGUCCGACACCAGCGAGCAGGAGUCACUCCAGAUCCAGGUCCCAAAGUCGCUCCCGCUCCAGAUCUCGCUCCAGAUCACGAUCUCCAGACAAGCGUUGUGACGCUGCAAAAUCACGCAGUCCGACACCAGCCUCCACAUCUGGUUUGGGUUCAGGCCCUGCUGGGUCUGACCCACAGGAUCCCUCCAGCACAGAGUGAUCACCCAUCACACAUGGUCUGUAUUUUUACUGUAGAUGUCAUAAAGUUGUUUUUCACAUUUGUUUGGACGUUUUAUCUUGCCCUUGGUUCCUUUUUGUAGUAAAAUGCAUCAAAGCAUCAUAUUGUAACUCACGGAGGUGUCAGUGUCAUCGCAAGCGUUUCCUUUGAUUAAUCUGAGACUCUGUACAAGCAAAAUAAAGACACUUUAAAAAGGGCACAGUGUUUAUGUAAACAUUUUAUUUAUGCAUGAAUGAUUAAAGUAAAGCACGAUGAACAGAUACUGAAAAAUGCUGGUUUAUUUAGGCACGUUAUUGCAUGAACAAUGAUUGAAAUUUUUUUGGCUGUUUAUGAUUUGUGGACGAUGCAUCCAAAAC